Pelmatolapia mariae (spotted tilapia) is the source of this 12366-nucleotide messenger RNA. RefSeq names its product IgGFc-binding protein. NCBI's taxonomy places the organism in Eukaryota, Metazoa, Chordata, Actinopteri, Cichliformes, Cichlidae. The record is from RefSeq and is a predicted model, not a curated record. The coding region runs from base 1 to 12366 and encodes 4121 amino acids. The transcript is spliced from 45 exons. Gene Ontology annotation, molecular function: protein binding. Gene Ontology annotation, biological process: cell-matrix adhesion.
AUGACAGUGGACUUCAGGAGACAUCCCUCAACACUGCUCCCCCUCACCAUAUCAGACAGCCCUGUGUCGACUGUAAAGAUCUUCAAGUUCCUGGGUACCCUCUACCCAAUAUCUGGAACAACAAGCCCUCCGUCAGACGAUGGAAGUUCUCCUCUUAUUGUCCUACAGCAUCCCUUUCUGUAUUUUGGACAGACGUAUAAUCAGAUUUAUGUAAACACCAAUGGAGACCUGACCUUUGAUGGACCAUGGUAUAGCUACACCCCCCAACCGUUUCCAAUGUAUGGAUUCAGAGACAUUAUCGCUCCAUUCUGGACAGAUUUAGACAACAGAGGAAAUGGUCAGGUCUACUACAACCAAUACACCAGCGGCAGUGUUCUCCAGCAAGCUACACGAGACAUCAAUCAAUACUUUCCAGGACUGAACUUUAAUGCAAACUGGGUCUUUGUUGCAACUUGGUUUGAGGUUGCCUAUUUUCCAAUGACUGGAACACAAACAACAGUCCAAGCUGUCCUGAUAUCUGGUGGCCAGUACUCAUUUGUGCUGAUGAACUAUGGGGAAAUAGCCUACACAACACGUUCUAUACAGGCUGGAUAUGAUACAAUCCGUUCUACUCACCAUUUUUCCAUCCCUGGAUCAUUCUCAGAGAACGCAACAGGACAGUUCUCAAAUUUCCGUCUCAGCAGCAAUGUCCGUGUGCCCGGUCGCUGGGCCUUCAGGACAGACCAUGGAUCAACAGGCUGUACUUUCAAUGGUCUACCUGUGCAGCUUGGUGAUUCCUUCUGGAGUGACAGUACCUGUGCCCAGAAGUGCACCUGUACCUCAUCAGGCCUGCAGUGCCAGAGACAACCGUGCUCCUUUUCACAGAUCUGCCAGCCAACCUCCUUUCAGUUUUCAUGCCAGACAGUGCAGAGGCGCACCUGCACCAUAAGUGGUGAUCCACAUUACUACACCUUUGAUAACACAUUGUUCCACUUUCAGGGUACCUGCACUUAUGUUCUCUCUGAGCAAUGUAAUAGUGGACUGCCCUACUACAGAGUAGAGGGCAAGAAUGAGCACAGAGGCAGUACUCGAGUUGCUUGGACACGACUGGUGAAAGUGUAUGUCUAUAAUGACACAAUUGAGCUUGUCAAAGGACAUAAUGGUGAAGCGAAGGUUAAUGGGAACUUUGCAGCUGUUCCAUUCUCCCUUAGCAAUGGCACCGUGCAAGUUUAUCAGUCAGGUUUUUCUGUGGUCGUCAGCACUGACUUUGGCUUAAUGGUGUCUUACGAUGCAUAUAGUUAUGUCCAAAUCAGUGUGCCCUACACUUACCAAAAUGCAACAUGUGGUCUUUGUGGAAACUUCAACAAUCAACCUCAAGAUGACUUUCGCACACGCCAGGGCGAGCUUGUGAGCUCUGAUGUGAUUUUUGCUAACAGCUGGCAAGCAUCUGGGGAUGAUGACCCUGGCUGUGGGCCACAGUGUAGUGGUCUGGCCUGUGCUGUUUGCACUGCAGAACAGACAGCAUUGUACAGAAACACUGACCACUGUGGUAUCCUCAGCAGCACUUCUGGACCUUUCGCUGCUUGCCAUCAACAACUUCCUCCACAAUCCUUUGUGGACAGCUGUCUGUAUGAUCUGUGUCUAGGAGGAGGGUACCAACCUAUUCUCUGUCAAGCCUUAACCGUGUACGCAAGUCAGUGUCAACAAAAUGGUAUUCAGCUGCAAAGCUGGAGGAGAACCGGCUUUUGUGAAAUCCCAUGUCCUGCCAACAGCCACUUUGAAUCCCAAGGCACAGGAUGUCCACCUACCUGUGUUAAUCCCAACUCUACCUACAACUGCCCUCUACCUCCCCAGGAAAGCUGCAUCUGUGAUUCAGGCUACAUCCUCAGCGGUGGGGUCUGCGUCCCUCAUGCUGAGUGUGGCUGCAGCUUUGAGGGCCGUUACUACCGCUCUGGACAAACUGUAAUACUAGAUGAAAACUGUGGGAGACGUUGUAGCUGCAGUUAUGGCUCCAUGACUUGCCACUCUCAUGGUUGUGGGCCAUUUGAAUCAUGCAGGGUGGAGAAUGGAGAAAGAGGAUGCAGACCAAAUAGCUAUGAAACAUGCUGGAUCAGAGGCCCAGGGUCAUAUCAGACAUUUGAUGGACUGACAUACCAAUAUCCUGGAGCGUGUCGAUUGAUACUUGCCAAAGUUAUGGGACUGUCCAGUCAUCCAAACUUCACGGUGACAGCAGAAAAAGUGCCAAGAGGCCAGCAAGACUUUUCCAAUGUGCUAAAGUUUGAGGUAGAGGAAACACAGGUCGCCAUUGAGAUGGAAAUAAAUGGCAAAGUUAAGGUUAACGGUCAGCUGAUCAGGCUACCUUUCAGCACUGGAUCCAAUGGAAUGCAAAUCUUCCACAGCAGCAUUUACAGUGUCAUCAUUCGCACCUCCUUUGGUGUAACUGUGCAGACAGUCUGGCCUCACUUUGUCCGUGUCACUGCUCCUGGUGUCUACAGUGGUUCACUGGGUGGACUCUGUGGUGACUACAAUGGUCAUCCACAUGACGACUUCCGCACACCCAGCGGUGUCCUGGUCAACAGUUCUCAGGACUUUGGAGACAGCUGGCGAGAUGGCUCUCUGGCUGCUCACUGUGUGGAAAGCCAAAGUCAUGAUUCUAGAACCGAUUUUAAUUCUAGCCAGUACUGUGGCAUUCUCAGAUCACCAGAUGGGCCAUUUGUACCCUGUUGGUCUGAGGUUGACCCAAGGCAGCAGGUGGAUGCAUGUGUAGAGAUCAUGAGGCGCUCUAACGAUCCAGCAUCAACUCUGUGUGAUGUCCUACGAGAUUAUGCACUAAUGUGUCAACAGAAGGGUGUUGCCUUAGGACAAUGGAGAAAUGCAACUGGCUGUGCACUAACCUGCCCGUCAAACAGCCAUUAUGAACUCUGUGGAACCUCUUGUCCUUCUGCUUGCCCCAGCCUCUCUUUCCCCUUCACCUGUGAUACUGUGUGCCAGGAGGGCUGUCAGUGUAACAAUGGUUUUAUUCUCAAUGGUGACCAGUGUGUUCCACCAACAUCUUGUGGAUGCUAUCACCAAGGACGCUAUCGUGAAAGUGGCGAGCAGUUCUGGGAUGGUGAAGGAUGUCAGAGCUUGUGUACCUGUAACGGCACUACAGGGAAUGUCCAGUGUACUCCCAACUCCUGUGGCUCCCAGCAGUCCUGCCGUGUGGUGGAGGGCGAGUUUGGCUGCCAUCUCAACCCUCCUGGCACCUGCUAUGCCUCUGGAGACCCUCACUAUUUCACCUUUGAUCAUAAGGCCUUUGACUUCCAGGGGACCUGCCGCUAUGUUCUGGUGACCCUUUGUAAUGCCACUGGUGAGCUCAAUCAGUUUUCUGUGGAAGCUAAGAAUGAGCCAUGGAAUGGGUUGACAGUUUCAGUCACAGCUGAAGUUUUCGUGAAUGUGUGGGGCUACGAUGUGCACAUGUCAAGAGACAACAGGGGUAUUGUAGAGGUAAAUGGAAUAACGCAAAAUUUACCAAUUCUCUUGAAUGGAAGUCAAGUAUCUAUCUUUGCCAGUGGAUUUCAAACAGUUGUCAACACUGAUUUUGGCUUAAGCGUCAUGUACGAUGGAUGGAGUACAGUCUCUAUCACUGUGCCUCCAAAUUACAGGGGAAAAACAUGUGGACUUUGUGGAAACUUCAAUGGAAAUUCAAACGAUGACUUCUACACCCCAUCUGGAGUAACAGUCGCAUCUCCAGAUGAGUUUGGGCAAGCCUGGAAGGUGCCAGGCAACUACACUUGCAGUAAUGGCUGUGGCUCAUCAUGUCCAAGAUGCGCCAAUGAACAGCCCGCUAGAGAUCAAUGUGAGGUGAUCCAGGCAGCUGAUGGCCCCUUCAGUUUCUGCCAUGAGGUGGUGGACCCAGCACCAUAUUUCAACGACUGUGUGUUUGACAUGUGUGUGGCAGGAAAUCGAGGCCAUGACCUUCUGUGCAGGGCUCUUGAAACUUAUGUUAGAGCCUGUCAUUCUGCUAAUGUUCGAAUCUACCCUUGGAGACAAAAUACCAGCUGCACAUUGGACUGUCCAGCCAACAGCCAUUAUGAGCUGUGUGGUACUGACUGUGGCCACACCUGUGUCAGCAGCAAUAAUGCCACCUGUGAGCAGGCUUGCUCUGAGGGAUGCUUCUGCAAUGAAGGCUACCGCAGAAGUGGAACCAGUUGUGUCCCAGUGGAAAGCUGUGGCUGCCAGUAUGAUGGAUUCUACUAUAAUGCUGGCGAGUCCUUCUGGACAAACGGUUGUUCCCAGAGAUGUGAAUGUCACGCUCCCAAUCUCCUGCGAUGUUCUGCUGAGUCUUGCACUCCUGCACAGCAGUGCUCCAUCAGAGACGGCCAGCUGGGCUGUUACGAUGCCAUGUCCACCUGCACUGUGUGGGGGGAUCCACACUACAUCACCUUUGAUGGAGCAGUGGCUCAUUUCCAGGGAACUUGCUCCUACAUCAUCGCUGAGAGCACGAACCAUGGCACCAAUGAAACACAGUUUCAGGUGAUAGCCACCAACAAUCACCGUGGCAACAACCGUGUGUCAUUUGUGUCUGCAGUGGACAUAUACCUCUCAAAUCAUCCACAAAGUGUGCACAUCAGGAUCGGACCCAAUAAAAGAGUAACGGUAAAUGGAGGAGACGUGUCUCUUCCCACCACUGCAGGAACUUUAGCUGAAGUGCUAAGGGAAGGCAGCUACAUAGUCGUUGAUGCAUUUGACCUGACAGUCCAGUUUGAUGGCAAGAGUAGUUUGUUGGUAAGAAUUGCCCAAAAACAUCGAAACGCCGUCACUGGAAUGUGUGGAAACUUCAAUCGUGACUCUAGCGAUGACAAAGUCUCACCUAAUGGCACACUGGCACGAAAUGACAAUGACUUUGGACGCAGCUGGAAGUCACCAACAAGCCAACCAGGAUGUGGCUCGACCGAUGAAGAUAACAAUGGACUGAAUGACUGUACCUUUAGAGAAGAAUACUCCCAACUCUGCAGUGUCAUCACCAACACCACCGGCCCAUUCAGAGCUUGUCACCUGCACUCUGACCCCCAGCCAUUUUUCACUUCCUGUAUUUACGACCUCUGCCUUUACACUCCAGCCAAUGGCAUGUUGUGUUCUGCUGUCUCAGCCUAUGAGAGAACCUGCUCUGUUCUUGGGCUAGACAUCCCUGACUGGCGCUCCGGUUUGCUGUGUGAGGAGUCAGACCCAUGUGAACAGCUGGACUGCACAGAGUACGAGUGGUGUGGUAAGAAGGACGGUGUCUAUGGCUGCUCCUGUGAUGAACACCAUGACCGAGGCAACAAUGAAAGCUAUGACUCAACCAUCACUUGUGCCAGUAGUUCAGGCACCAUGUCCGUGUCCCGUUGUCAGCUAUUUGAGGCUGGCUUCUACCCUGAUGCCCUCCAUCUCCAAGAUGAAUCUUGCAAUGGGACUCUUGAGUAUGGUCGACUGGUGUUCCACUUUGACAAUGACAACCAUCUGUGUGGGACAGCACUCAGGAGCAACGGAACACAUUUCAUGUAUGAGAACUUCGUCCAGGGUAAUGUGAAUCCUAAUAAAGGUCUAAUCAGCCGCCAGAGGAGCAUCAAUCUGCGUUUCAGCUGUGAAUACCCCCUGAAUCAGGCCCUGUCUAUGGCUGUGGGCAUCAACCCUGUAGAAAGCAUCAUUAGGAAGAAGAUUGCAACUGGUCAAGGACAGUACAGCAUGAGAAUGAUCCCCUUCCAGGACCCUGGCUUCCGCUUCCCCUUCAGGACUGACACAAACAUACAAAUGGAAAUAGAUCAGAGGUUAUAUGUGGCGGUGAGAACAGAAGGAGUGGAUCAAAGCCAGAUCUCCACCGUUCUGGACUCCUGCUGGGCCACACCAGUCAACAUGCCAAAUUACCCUGUCCGCUGGGAUCUUAUUACUGCAGAGUGUGCCAAUGAAGCUGAUGGAACAGUAGAGCUGAUUCAGAACGGCAUCUCCACUGAGGCCCGAUUCUCCUUCAGGAUGUUCACUUUUACCAACUAUUCAUCCAUUUACCUUCACUGCCAGGUCCACCUGUGUCUUUUGAGACACAACAAUUGCACAGCUCGCUGUUACCCGGGUUACCACAGGCGAGUUCGGAGGGAUGCAUCCUUCCAUGACACGUCAUCCAUCUCACUUGGACCGCUUGUUUCAAGGCCAGGUAGCAGAGGUACAUUGAAGCUCUCAUGUGUAGUGACUGCUCAGGCUGUCAGACCUCUUUACCCAACAUCUGGAACUGUAAGCUCUGCGAUCGAUGAUGGAAGUUCUCCACAGAUUACCCUGCUAAGACCUUUUUUCUAUUUUGGGAGGACAUAUAACAGCAUUUAUGUAAACCACAAUGGGCAUCUGACCUUUGCUGCACCAUGGUCUAGCUACACCCCCCAACUGUUUCCAAUGUAUGGAUCCAGAGACAUCAUCGCUCCAUUCUGGACAGAUUUAGACAACAGAGGAAAUGGUCAGAUCUACUACAACCAAUACACCAGUGGCAGUGUUCUCCAGCAAGCUACACAAGACAUCAAUCAAUACUUUCCAGGACUGAACUUUAAUGCCAACUGGGUCUUUGUUGCAACUUGGUUUGAGGUGGCCUAUUAUCCCACAAGUGGAACACGCACUACUGUCCAAGCUGUGCUGAUCUCUGGAGGCCAAUAUUCAUUUGUGCUGAUGAACUACGGUAUAAUAGCCUCAACAACACUGAGCAUUCAGGCUGGUUAUGAUACAAUUGGCUCCACUCACUAUUAUGUCCUCCCUGGAUCACUCACCAGUGCUGCAUCAGGGAGUAACUCAAAUUUUCGCCUUGGCAGCAACGUCAAUGAACCUGGUCGCUGGGCCUUCCGGACAGACCAUGGAUCAACAGGCUGCACUUUUAAUGGUGAAUUAGUGCAGCUGGGUGCUUCAUUCUGGAGUGACAGGACCUGUGCACAGAAGUGCACGUGUACCUCAACAGGCCUGCAGUGCCACAAUGAGCCAUGCUCCUUUUCACAGAUCUGCAAGCCAGCUUCCUUCCAGUUCUCCUGUCAGACAGUGCCAAGAGGAACCUGCACCAUAAGCGGUGAUCCCCAUUACUACACCUUUGAUGACACAGUGUUUCACUUUCAAGGCACUUGCACGUAUGUUCUCUCUGAGCAAUGUAAUAGUGGACUGCCCUACUACAGAGUAGAGGGCAAAAAUGAGCACAGAGGCAGUACUCGAGUCUCUUGGACACGACUGGUGAAAGUGCAUGUCUACAAUGACACAAUUGAGCUUGUCAAAGGACGACGUGGUCAGGCAAAGGUUAACGGGAACUUUGCAUCCACUCCAUUCUUCCUUAGCAAUGGCACCGUGCAGGUUUAUGAGUCAGGUUUUUCUGUCUUUGUCAGCACUGACUUUGGUUUAGUGGUGUCUUAUGACACAAAUCAUUAUGUCCAGAUCAGCUUGCCCUACACUUACCAGAAUGCAACAUGCGGUCUUUGUGGAAACUUCAAUGGCAUUCGUAGAGAUGACUUUCAAACUCGUGACGGUGAAGUUGUGAGCUCUGAUGUGGUUUUUGCUAACAGCUGGCAAGCAUCUGGGGAUGAUGAGCCUGGCUGUGGGCCACAGUGCGGAGGUCUGGACUGUGCUGUUUGCACUGUAGAAGAGACAGCAUUGUACAGCAACACUGACCACUGUGGUAUCCUCAGCAGUAGUUCUGGACCUUUCGCUGCUUGCCAUCAGCAACUUCCUCCACAGUCCUUUGUGGACAGUUGUGUGUAUGAUCUGUGUGUAGGAGGAGGGUACCAACCUAUUCUCUGUCAAGCCUUAACCGUGUACGCAAGUCAGUGUCAACAAAAUGGUAUUCAGCUACCAAGUUGGAGGAGACCUGGCUUUUGUGAAAUGCCAUGUCCAGCCAACAGCCACUUUGAGUCUGAAGGCACAGGAUGUCCACCUACCUGUGUUAAUCCCAACUCUACCCAUAACUGCCCUCUACCUCCCCAGGAAAGCUGCAUCUGUGAUUCAGGCUACAUCCUCAGUGGUGGGGUCUGCGUACCUCAUGCUGAGUGUGGCUGCAGCUUUGAGGGCCGUUACUACCGCUCUGGACAAACUGUAAUACUAGAUGAAGACUGUGGGAGACGUUGUAGCUGCAGUUAUGGCACCAUGACUUGCCACUCUCAUGGUUGUGGCCCAUUUGAAUCAUGCAAAGUGGAGGAUGGAGAAAGAGGAUGCAGACCAAAUAGCUAUGAAACAUGCUGGAUCAGAGGCCCAGGGUCAUAUCAGACAUUUGAUGGACUGACAUACCAAUAUCCUGGGGCGUGUCGACUGACACUUGCCAAAGUUAUGGGACUGUCCAGUCACCCACACUUCAUGGUGACAGGAGAAAAAUUGCCAAGAGGCCAGCAAGGUUUUGCACGAAUUCUGCAUUUUGAAGCAGAGGGGAUACACGUAUCUAUUGAGAUGGCAAGGAACAGUAAAGUGAAGGUUAAUGGUCAGCUGAUCAGGCUGCCAUUCAGCACUCCAUCCAACCGCAUCCAGAUCUUCCACAGCAGCAUUUACAGUGUCAUCAUUCGCACCUCCUUUGGUGUAACUGUGCAGACAGUCUGGCCUCACUUUGUCCGUGUCACUGCUCCUGGUGUCUACAAUGGUUCACUGGGUGGACUCUGUGGUAACUACAAUGGUCAUCCACAUGAUGACUUCAAUACACCCAAUGGUGUUCUGGUCAACAGCUCUCAGGACUUUGGAGACAGUUGGCGAGAUGGCUCUCUGGCUGCUCACUGUGUGGAAAGCAUGAACCAAAAUUCUACAGCAAAUUACAAUUCUAGUGAGUACUGUGGCAUUCUCAGCUCACCAGAUGGGCCAUUUGUACCCUGUUGGUCUGAGAUUGACCCAAGGCAGCAGGUGGAUGUAUGUGUGGAGAUCAUGAGGGGCUCUAACAAUCCAGCAUCAACUCUGUGUGGCGUCCUACGAGAUUAUGCACUAAUGUGUCAACAGAAGGGUGUUGCCUUAGGACAAUGGAGAAAUGCAACUGGCUGUGCACUAACCUGCCCGUCAAACAGCCAUUAUGAACUCUGUGGAACCUCUUGUCCUUCUGCUUGCCCCAGCCUCUCUUUCCCCUUCACCUGUGAUACUUUGUGCCAGGAGGGCUGUCAGUGUAAUAAUGGUUUUAUUCUCAAUGGUGACCAGUGUGUUCCACCAACAUCUUGUGGAUGCUAUCACCAAGGACGCUAUCACCAAGGUGGUGAGCAGUUCUGGGAUGGUGAAGAAUGUCAGAGCUUGUGUACCUGCAACGGAAAUACAGGGAAUGUCCACUGUACUCCCAACUCCUGUGGGCCCCAGGAGUCCUGCCGUGUGGUGGAGGGUGAGUUUGGCUGCCAUCCCAACCCUCAUGGCACCUGCUCUGCCUCUGGAGACCCUCACUACAUCACCUUUGAUCGCAAGGCCUAUGACUUCCAAGGAACCUGUCGCUAUGUUCUGGUGACCCUCUGUAAUGCCACUGAUGAGCUCAAUCAGUUUUCCGUGGAAGCUAAGAAUGAGGCAUUGAAUGGGCGUCCACUUUCAAUAGUAGCUGAAGUUUUUGUGAAUGUCUGGGGCUACGACGUGCAUAUGUCAAGGGACAGAAGAGGCUUGGUACAAGUGAAUGGAGUAACUAGAAAUUUACCUAUUAUCUUGAAUGAAGGUAAUGUGUCUAUCUAUGCAACAGGACCUCGUAUACUUGUCAGCACUAAUUUCGGCUUGAGUGUUACCUAUAAUGGAUAUAGUGCAGUGUUUAUCUCCGUACCACCAAAUUACAGAGAAAAAAUAUGCGGACUUUGUGGAAAUUUCAAUGGAAAUCCAAAUGAUGACUUUCACACACCAUUUGGAACGAUAGUCACAUCUCCAGAUGAGUUUGGGAGAGCCUGGAAGGUGCCAGGCAACUACACGUGCAAUGACGGCUGUGGCUCCUCCUGUCCACAGUGUACCAAUGAACAGCCUGCUAGAGAUCAGUGUGAGGUGAUACAGGCAUCUGAUGGGCCCUUCAGUUUCUGCCACGAGGAGGUGGACCCGGCACCAUAUUUCAACGACUGCGUGUUUGAUGUAUGUUUGUCAGGAAAUCAAGGCCACGAUCUCUUGUGCAGUGCCACUGAAUCAUAUGUCAGUGCCUGUCAGUCUGCUAAUGUUCGAAUCUAUCCGUGGAGGGAGAACACCACCUGCACAUUGGACUGUCCCGCCAACAGCCAUUAUGAGCUGUGCGGUACUGACUGUGGCCACACCUGUGCCAGUAGCAUUGAUGAAACCUGUGAGCAGUUCUGCUCUGAGGGAUGUUUCUGUGAUGAAGGCUUCAUCAAGAGUGGGACCAGGUGUGUUCCAGUGGAAAGCUGUGGCUGCCAAUAUGAUGGAUUCUACUAUGAUGCUGGCGAGUCCUUCUGGACAGACGGUUGCUCCCAGAGAUGUGAAUGUCAUGCUCCAAAUGACCUGCGAUGUUCUGCUGCAUCUUGCACUCCUGCACAACAGUGCUCCAUCAGAGACGGCCAGCUGGGCUGUUACGAUGCCAUGUCCACCUGCACUGUGUGGGGGGAUCCACACUACAUCACCUUUGAUGGAGCAGUGGCUCAUUUCCAGGGAACUUGCUCCUACAUUAUCGCUGAGAGCACGAACCAUGGCACCAAUGAAACCCAGUUUCAGGUGAUAGCCACCAACAAUCACCGUGGCAACAACCGUGUGUCAUUUGUGUCUGCAGUGGACAUAUACCUCUCAAAUCAUCCAGAAAGUGUGUACAUCAGGAUCGGACCCAAUAAAAGAGUAACGGUAAAUGGAAAUGAUGUGUCUCUUCCCACCACAGUGGGAAUCUUAGCUCAGGUGGUAAGGCAGGGAAGCUACAUAGUGGUUGAUGUCUCUGACUUGCUAAUCCAGUUUGAUGGUCAGAGCACUUUACUGGUCAGACUGGGCCAAAACCGUCAUGACAGAGUCACGGGGAUGUGUGGAAACUCUAACAAUGAUCCUUCAGAUGACAAAGUCUUACCCAAUGGCACACUGGCACAAAACGAUAAUUAUUUUGGACACAGCUGGAAGUCACCCACCAGCCAACCAGGAUGUGGCUCCACUGAUGAAGAUGAUGAUGGACUGAAUGACUGUACCUUUAGAGAAGAAUACUCCCAACUCUGCAGUGUCAUCACCAACACCACCGGUCCAUUCAGAGCCUGUCACCUGCACUCUGACCCCCAGCCAUUUUUCUCUUCCUGUGUCUACGACCUCUGCCUCUACACUCCAGCCAAUGGCAUGCUGUGUUCUGCUGUCUCCGCCUAUGAGAAAACCUGCUCUGUUCUGGGGCUAGACAUCCCUGACUGGCGCUCUGCUUUGCAUUGUGAUGAGUCAGACCCCUGUGAAAAGCUGGACUGCACAGAGCACGAGUGGUGUGGUGAGAAGGACGGUGUCUAUGGCUGCUUCUGUAAUGAGCACCACCAUCGGCCAAACAAUGAGAGCUACGACUCGUCCAUCACUUGUGUCAGUAGUUCUGGCACCAUAUCUCUGUCCCGCUGUCAGCUGUUUGAGGCCGGCUUCCACUCUGAUGCCCUACAUCUUCGAGAUGAAUCCUGCAAUGGGACCCUUGAGGAUGGUCGACUGGUUUUCCACUUCAACAAUGAUGACCAGCUUUGUGGGACAAUGCUGAGGAGCAACGGGACCCAUUUCAGUUAUGAGAACACCAUCAGUGGGAAUGUGGACCCUCAUGAUGGCCUCAUAAGUCGUGAGAAGAGCAUCCACCUGCACUUCUCCUGUGACUAUCCUUUGACCCAGGCACUGUCUAUGGAUGUUGGCAUCAACCCUGUAGAGAGCAUUGUGAACAAGAGACUUCCAUCUGGUCUGGGCCAUUAUCAUUUGAGGAUGAUACCCUACCGGGACCCUGGCUUCCACUUCCCUUUGACCAGAAACAGAAAUUUAGAAAUGGAAAUAGAUGAGAGGUUAUACAUUGAGGUUCAGACGCAGGGAAUCGAUGAGCGGCAGAUCUCCACUAUUCUGGACUCUUGCUGGGCAACGCCUGUUAAUGAUGCCAGCUACCCUGUGCGCUGGGAUCUGAUCACCACACAGUGUCCUAAUCCAGCAGAUGGCACAGUAGAGCUGCUUCAGAAUGGCGUCUCCACCGUAGCCCGUUUCUCAUUCAGGAUGUUCACCUUUACCAACUUUUCAUCUAUUUACCUGCACUGCCAGGUCCACCUGUGUCUUUUGAGGCACAAUAACUGCACAGCUCAUUGCUACCCAGGUUACCAUGCAAGAGUGGCGAGGGAUAUUUCCUACCAUGACAGUGAAGGCAUCUCAUUGGGACCGCUUGUAUUGAACACAGGUAACAUUUGUACAACAUUGGCAGUCUUAAUGAAAGCAAGCAGCUCUCCAGGCCUCUUGACAUCUCUGGUGACCCUGAUAGUCUGCUUGCUGACUGCAAAUAUUCUGAUCUAG